Penicillium chermesinum is the source of this 3711-nucleotide messenger RNA. Its product is annotated as extracellular serine-threonine rich protein. The transcript is spliced from 6 exons. The record is from RefSeq and is a predicted model, not a curated record. Bases 1 to 3711 code for a protein of 1236 amino acids. NCBI's taxonomy places the organism in Eukaryota, Fungi, Ascomycota, Eurotiomycetes, Eurotiales, Aspergillaceae.
AUGAAGACAACGCCCACUUUCGUUCACCUCUUUUUGGUGCUCAUUGUCACCACCUUGGCCCUCGGUCGCCUUGAAACCUCUGAGUCCAAAUGUCUUGAUUCUCAGCAAAAUGGCUUUGACUGGUCCGGCCUCUCAGUUGGUCCGUUCUCGACCUUUGAAGGCUUCAACUUCCGUGGUUUCAAGUGCAGCAACACCUUCGCUAGCACCAGUGCUCGUACUCGUGAUAUCAAGUCUAUUACUGGCACUGCAACUAAGGCUAAGGGUGUCACUGUGCCUUCGUUUUCUACCAAGGACAACACUCACUUCUCUAUUUCGACUCUCCAUGUGGCAACUUCCGAAAUUGCUAACUUGGACCUUGUUCAUACGUUGGCUGAUGGAUCUACUUGCCAUAACUCCGUCUCGGUCAGUCCUAAGGGUACCACCAUCCCUGACAACAAGUGUGCUGGUGCCACCUCGGUUGCGUUUGAGCUUCCUGCAGACAGCAAGCACAACAGUGUCGACUUCGCCGUCUACAAGAUCUCUUUUGACUGCACCUCUGGCAAGGGCUCUGAAGAUUCUGAAUUGAAGAAGCGUGCUAUCAGUGUCGGUCCUCCAUCGACCCCAGCGGCCGAGUCUACUCCUCUCGCAGCAACUACCCCAGCUGCUGGGGCGUUGACCGUUUCCGUCGCUUCAACUCCUCAGGUUGUCCCAGUCUCAAGCUCAACCACAUCUGCCGUUGCCCAAACUUCGGCUGCGUCUUCGAGCUCCGUUGUGGCCUCUGUGUCUACCUCAUCGGCGGUUACCUCGUCCAGCUUUGCGGUUGUUAGCUCAUCCAGCAGCUCUACCGCCCACUCAGUCUCUGCGCCUGUGGUUGUAUCUUCGUCAGUGGCCUCAGCUAGCUCCGCUUCCUCGAGCUCUGCGGUUUCUUCAAGCCCCGCAGGUGUCGCCAGCGCAUCCAGCUCCAGUAGCUUCUCGACUCCCUUGGCUUCAGCUUCCUCGCUCCGUGGUUCCUCUCCGGCUGUCAGCUCUUCCCCGGUUGUCACCAGCACCCCGGUCAAGCUCACAACUUCGACAAUCUACACCACUAGCGAAAUCACUGUGAUUAGCUGUGCGCCAGAAGUGACCAACUGCCCCGCUCACUCCACUGUGAUCGUUACUUCCACCAUCCCGGUGCGCACGACUAUCUGCCCAGUGACUGAAACUGAGACUGCUCCCGGCGCUACUUCGACCCCGGCUGGCUCUGGUGGUGUGCAGCCCGUUUCUAGCGUGAUUUCUUCCACUCCAGUCCCUUCGAGCCAAUCGUCGGUUUCGGUUUCAGUCCCCGUCUCAACGCCAGGCUCGAGCCCUGCUGGCAGCUCCCCGUCGGUGUCUGUUCCAGGCCCUGCGUCGAUUUCGGUUUCGGUGCCUAUCUCCCGUUCAGCCUCCGGUACUGCUGUGGGAUCAACCACUCCUGCAGUUAGUGGCCCGCCUAAGCUGACUACUUCGACAAUCUACACCACUAGCGAAAUCACUGUGACUAGCUGUGCGCCAGAAGUAACCAACUGCCCUGCUCACUCUACUGUGGUCGUUACCUCCACGAUCCCCGUGCGCACGACUGUCUGCCCGGUGACUGAAACUGAAACUGGCCCUGCUGGUGCAUCGUCGACUCCCGUUGUCCCUGUUCCCAGUGGCACAUCUCCUGUGUCUUCCUCGGUUUCGGUUUCGUUGUCCCCUCGGCCAGUGCUCCUGUCAGCUCUCCUAGCCGAGUCCCCCUCGGGCUCAUCUCCAGUGACUGGAACUGUUUCGUCGUCUGUUCCGGUUGGUAGCUCGUCUGUCCCUUCGGAUUCAACCGUGACAGUCGUGACCUAUACCACCACCACCUCGUGCCCGGUUACUGAAACCCACACUUCCGGAUCUUCGACGUAUGUCUCCACUGGUCAUACCGUUUCAACCGUCACUUUGACUUCGACUGCGACAGUCUGCACUCGUUGCUCUGCUACAACCAGCACUUCUCCUGGUAUUCCUGCCACGACUUCUGUUGUGUCUGUAUCUGCUCCGAGCUCCUCGAGCCCGGUGUCUACACCCCCGAUCUCUGUCCCUCGUCCGUCUAGUGUGGCUCCUGUCUCGACCUCUGUCCCAGACUCUACCGUGACCGUUUCGACCAUCACCGUCAUCACUCGCACCACAGUCACUACUUGCCCUGUUACCAGCACUGUCACUACUGGUGGAACCUCAACCGUUAUCACAACUCACUCGCUGUCCACAGUCACAGUGACCGACACUUCCUCCAUCGCUGUUACCUCCACAGUUCCCGUUUCAACUGUGCCAGCUACUCCCAUUGUUACUGUAAUCACUGAUACCUCUUCAGGAGUGAAGACUGUUACGGUAACCCCGCCUCCGGUUAUUGUGACUGGUAGUGCCACCGGUGUCAGCCCUCAGUCGACCCCAGAGGCUGCUGGAUCAACUGUGACUGUUGUGACCUACGUUACCACCACUGAGUGUCCAGUUACCGCAACAGUUACCUCUGGUACCUCGACUCUUGUGACCACCUCAAGCACUAUCUCGACAGUGACCCUGACUAGCACAUCCACUAUUCCUGUCAUCACCCCCGCUCCAGGUGCUAGUGCUGGAGCAACUUCAGUGGUGCCAGGGGACUCUACAGUCACUGUUAUCACUCGCACCACCGUCACUUCGUGCCCGGUGACCAAUACCAUCACUAGUGGUGGAUCCACGAGUCUGCAGACUACCCACACUCUGUCCACUGUUACUCUGACAGAGACUUCGACUGUCUGCACCAGGUGCAUUGGAGGUGUAAGCCCAACCUCGCCACCUACUGUCGGCUCUGGUGAAUUCUGCCCCGGAAUUGUGACCGAGUGCAUUAAGGAGGAGCUUGCGCUCACUCGCAACCGCACUUCUGUGAGCAACGCUGGAUUCUACUGCCCUAGCAAGAAUGCCACUUCAUUCAUUCAGUCUUGCAUCAGCAAACGUGGUACCUCUGACUCUGAGGUCGCUUCGGCCCUCUCCUGCUUCGCUGGAAUUUGCGCCAAAUGGGUCGGUCAGAACCCCGGUAUCGUGACUGGUAUUCCCAAGAGCAUCACUCCCACUCCUCCUGGCGUCGCUCCUACCGCCUCCGGAGUGACCAGUGGCCUUGCUAUCACGCCGGCUCCCGGACGGUGCACAACUCUCACCUAUUCGACCUACACUGUCACGGCGCCCAUUGUUACCUUCGUGACCACUGUAGCGGGAGCCUCUCCCACUGUCAUCGUGGUUCCCGUCGGCGCGAGCAGCUCUUUGUCGUACCUUCCAGGGGGCCCACGUGCUACUCCACUGUCGUCCAUGCGCUCGUCGCUGAUCCCCAGCUCGGCGUCCAAAGCUAGCUCAACUCCCGCUGCCUCUGUGAGCCUGGUUCCACGCUCCAAGCACACGAACGCGGCCUCGUCUAUGUCUUUCGCUUCCAGCUUGCGCCCCAAUACGCGGUUUUGUCACCUCUCCCUCCAUCGCUCCGACAUAAAAGACAAGGUCUGCCCUCUCGACCUCUUUUUCCUUCCCUCUCCCUCUCGUCAACUCCUCUAUCUUGCACUCAUCGCCGCCCCCUUUCUUCCAUUCCGGCCCCCACCGACCAUUGCGCCUUGGCUUUCAGCCCGACGCACUAGCCCUUUCAUUUUAACGGAGAUGCCGCUCGAUCCGACGCCCAGCUCGUUCUGGCUCUUGAGCUGGAAUGGCAUUCGCACAGGAGCAGAACCACUGGGAUGA